AUGUCGAUGUUACUAUGGAACUGUAGAGGUGAAAGGCAUCCGAACUUUGUGAGAACGGUAAGAGAACUGGCUGGUACGCAUGGACCUAAUAUUAUGGUCAUUACUGAAACUCGUGCUCGAGGAGAGGAUGUUCGCCAUAUAAUUGACCGCCUUCCUUUCGAUUCUUGGAAGGACACAGCCACUAUAGGGUACAAAGGAGGGAUUUGGUUGCUGUGGAAAUCUGAUCUCUUGGACGUGGAUGAUAUUUGCGCUACAGAACAGGAGAUCCAUGCUACAAUCAAGGUAAAAUCAAAUAAUUUUUCUUGGUUAAUUUCUGCUAUUUAUGCUAGCCCUCGUUAUAAUGAAAGAUUGUUUUUAUGGGAAAAUCUUAAAACUGUUGCAUCCCAUCAUGAUCUUCCAUGGUUAGUUUUAGGGGAUUUUAAUGAAGUUCUUAAUGGCGAAGAUAAGAAGGGAGGUAGACCUGUUUCUUUGGUUAGAUCUGGGGCUUUUAAGGACUGUCUGAUUUUCUGCCAUCUUGCGGACCUUGGAUUCUCUGGACCUAGGUUCACUUGGUCUAAUAAGAGGAAUGUGUUGGACUUGAUCCAAGAACGGAUUGACUUUGUUUUUGCCAACUCCGCUUGGUGCCUCGCAUUUCCUGAAGCAAGGGUGUCUCAUUUGCCAAAAACCCGUUCUGAUCACUACCCAAUUUUGCUGUCUUUGAAAAACAAAGUUCCUAGGGUAGGUCUUAAACCUUUUCGCCUUCAGAAGAUGUGGUUUGACUACCCCGAGUUUUUAACCCUCGUCCGUAACAGUUGGAGUAAUGGCCAAGAAUCAUUAGCUCAAUCCGUGCUGACUUUGAGAAAGGACAUGCAGGAAUGGAACUUGAACUCCUUUGGUAAUAUUUUUUUGAAGAAGAAAAAAAUUCUUGUUCUAUUGUCGAGCAUUGAAAAAGCCCUGGCAAAUUCACCGAACCAAUUCCUCUUGAACCUUCAAAGAACCCUUUUAGAAGAGUUUAAUGGCAUCCUUAAAGCAGAGGAUGAUAUUUGGAUUCUCAAGUCUAGGCUUACCACACAAGAUCAGCAUGAUCUGUUGAAACCUAUCUCAGAUUUGGAGAUUCAAAAAACAUUUUGGAGCUUCAAGUUCUUCAAAGCACCUGGCCUGGAUGGUCUCCACCCUUUCUUCUACCAUCGUUGCUGGAAUAUUGUGAAAGAUAAGAUUUGUGCCACUAUCAAACAAAUUUUUGAGGUGGCAUCCAUGCCCGAAGAGUUGAAUGAGACAUUGAUCUCCUUGGUUCCCAAGCAUGACAUUACUCUUCUAAGCAAAGCAAAAAGAAAAACUACCAAGUCUAUGCAUGAGGUUCUCAUGGCAUUUUAUGGUGAGUCUGGGCAGACCAUCAAUCUGGAGAAAUCCAAAGUUUUAUUUUCUGCCAACACUAGACAAAACUACAAAAGGGAUAUUACUAACCUUUUAGGCAUUAACGAAACCCUUGAUCUCGGAAGAUACCUAGGUUUUCCUAUCCAUAAAAGGAGAGUUAGUAAGAAUGAUUAUGCUUUCAUUGUCAACAAGGUCAAAGCAAAAGCCCUUCCAGUUAGCAUUUCAAAUUUGUUAGACAAGGUUAGCAGGGAUUUUUCAUGGGGGAAAAACGGGGAUAAGAAGAGAUUGCACUUACUUAAUUGGAGUGAAGUGACCAAGAAAAAAAAUGAAGGUGGACUGAGUUUGAGAAAGAUUCGAGCUCAAAACCAAGCACAAUUAGCUCAGUUGGUUUUGGGAUUUCAUCAUCAAAAGGAUGCUUUGUGGGUUAAAAUGCAGAAAGGGAAAUAUCUCUAG
Durio zibethinus is the source of this 1806-nucleotide messenger RNA. The record is from RefSeq and is a predicted model, not a curated record. Lineage: Eukaryota; Viridiplantae; Streptophyta; Magnoliopsida; Malvales; Malvaceae.